This is a messenger RNA of Scylla paramamosain (green mud crab), 6682 nucleotides long. Its product is annotated as calponin homology domain-containing protein DDB_G0272472-like. NCBI's taxonomy places the organism in Eukaryota, Metazoa, Arthropoda, Malacostraca, Decapoda, Portunidae. The coding region runs from base 3 to 5879 and encodes 1958 amino acids. The transcript has 8 exons. The record is from RefSeq and is a predicted model, not a curated record.
GGAUGAGAAGUACAAACGUGGUGGCGGUGCGGGCCAAGCUUUCCGUGGAGGUGGAGCAGAAGAAAAGGCUCGGGGCGUGGGGCAAGAGAGUGCUGGUCCUCGAUGGCGCCACGCUCUACGCCUACAAGCUCAAGGGCGAGGGCGGCAGCGUUGGCGGCUGGUCGGUGGGCGGAGCGGAGGUGCACGUGGGCAAGAGCAGCGACGAAGGGCGUCACCUGCUUGUCAUUUCACGCCCACCUGUGUACAAGCUCACCUUCUCCUUCACCACCACCUACGAACAGGCCAGGAUGAUACAGGCUCUCUCCUCCUCGGGCGCCACAGUGACGGGCCUGGACGCCAUCAUGCUGCUGAAGAACCUGAGGAAGAAGCAGGAGGAGGAGGAGGCGGAGGAAGAGAGGAAGGAGGUGGAGAAGAGGAGGAAGACGAUGGAGGAUGGACUCGUUGUUGAAACUCUUCCUAUUCCUGAUUAUUUCCAUUUCGGAGGAGGAGGAGGAGGAGGAGGAGGAGGAGGAGGACAAGAGGACGUAGUGGACAAAGGAGAACAGAUAAAUGAAAAACAAGAACAAAAAGUACCCAACAAGGAAGAGGAAAAAGAAACAGGAAAGGAAGAGAAGGAGGAGAAGCACGUGGAAGAAGAGAAAACGAAGGAGGAGGAGGAGGAGGAGGAGGAGGAGGAGGAGGAGGAAGAGAAGGAGAGUAACCAAGCCAUAUACACUGCAGUAAGUGACUCAUCUUUCCUCCGUCAAGACAAAAGGUUCACAGAAGACAAACAAAAGGAGGAGGAGGAGGAGGAAGAUCAAAAGAAGGACGACGAAGAGGAGGAGAGAAUGAAUCCAAGCAGCCAACACGCCCACGCCACACUUAACCCCACUACAGAGGCUUCAAGGGGCUCCAACACGCUGCCGAAGACACAGGAAGACACCACUAAUGAGAUAGAGGGGUUUGUUAAUCCACUACCUAAACCCCCUCGUGCAAGACCCCGAGAGGGAAGCCAUGCAGAAGACACGGACGCCCUGCCUUGUGUCACUGCCGCUAAGCUAGGCAGUGCUGACGGAGGGGCUGAAGGAGUGGUGCUGGUUAGAAGUGAGGAGGUGUCGGUGAGAGGGAGUGAGGUGCGACGCAGUUCCUCAGCCCGUGAUGGUGAUCGAGGCAGUGACGGUGAAUUGCUAGAGGUGACAAGGGAUCUCUUAACUACACAGGCCGUUGAGGAGGAAGAAGACAAAGAGGAAGGGAGUGAGGAGGAGGAGGAAGAGGAGGAAAUUAGUGGGUUUUAUUGUGUGAAUCCUGAAAGUGACGAGGAGGACCUGAAUAAAGGGGACAGUGAACCUGGUGGCAAGACAGGUCUCAGGGACAGCCAGACAGGACCAACAGACAGCAAAUUAGCCCCCAGUGAGGAGCAGAGGGGAGCCAGUGAUACCAGUACAGCGCCGAGUGACAACAAAACACCCACAAACACCAAAACACUUAAUAACAAAGCAGACACCAAAGACACACAAACACCUCAAAGUAACACCAAAACACCAACAGAUAACAACACUUCUAGCACCCAAGGGACUCCCAAUACAACAGACUCCAACACCCAAAUAGCCCCAAACAGCACCGCAAACACCACCCCACAACACAAACUUACACAGCAAAAGGAAGAUCUAAAUGACGGAAGCUACAGUGAACUAAUCAGCAAAAUGAGGCUUGAUCGGAGCUUUUCCCUCGACACCCAAUCUUUAGGGUCGGCGCCUCCCUCCCUACUGCCUAGCCCUAGUGAUGAGGUGGCCCUAGACACCCCUAGCUCCUCGUCCAGCCUCUCCCCGAUCCCCAGACACCCUAAGAGCCCUGAUAGUGGGUACAGUGAUGAUAAGGACGAUAAGAUUAAGGAAUUAUGGCAGGGGGAGGGACUCACUGAUAGCGAGGAACAGUUUGAAAGGCUGUAUAAAGAACUAAGUGGUGGCGUGGUGAAAGAAGAGAAAGAAACGAAAGAACAGGGACAGCUAGGGAAAAAACAUCAGGGACAGCAAGAGACAGCAACAGGAAGGGAAAAACCGGAGACUGUUUCGUCAGAGCAGCAACAGACGCCUGAAGAAAACGAGGUACUGGUAUCACUAAAAGGAAAUGAUGGCGGUAAAGAAACAAAGGAAUAUGCCGAAGUUAUCCCUCAAGUCUUUCACUCCUCCUCAGAAAACGGGCAGGAAUCACAGAAAACGGAGCAACAAACGCCUCAAGAAAAUUACAUACCCGAAAAACCACUGGAGGACAAACAUGACCAAAACAAACAGGUGAAGGAAAAUACCACAGUUACCCCUGAAAACCCAAAUUCUCCCUUCGAUAUACAAGAACCAGAGAAAAUGGAACUAAAAAGGACAAACUCAAUCAUCAAAAAAAGAGACAAGGACGCCAACCACACCAGCACGACAACGAAAAAAGUACAAUUUGACCCACACGUGAAGAGCAUUGAGCCUCCACCAGCCCUAGUGAAAGAAAACGUGACCAAAGGAGUGAGCCAAAGGGAAAAAACGAGUGUCCUUUCAACGCAGACUCAAAAAGAUUCCACGAGACUGAAAAAGGAUGUUCCCUCGAGGAAAACGGAAGAGGGGAAGGAGAAGAGGACCUCGUCGCCAGCAUCCCCGACGAGAAGGAAGCCACAGGUGAUGAUGCAAGACAGGAGGAAGAUUAUAAGUGAGGCGCUGACGAGGAAGAGAGGCGAGUUGUCUCCUGUCACCAAACCUGGGCAGAGAAGGACAGAAAAGGGGACAGACAAGAAGGAAAGGCCAGAAAAGGCAGAGAUAUCGAGGAAAACAGACAUAAAGACAGAUAAGGUAGAUAAUAAGAAGAGUGUAGAUAAGACGGAAGAUACGGGGAAAGCAGACAUCAAGAGGGUAAAAGGCACAGAGAACAAAGAAAGUAAUGAAAAGAAAGAGAACAAUGAGAAAACAGACAAGAAUAUAGAAAAAGGGGAAGAAAUACAAAUGCAAAUGGAGGAAGAGACGGAAAAACAAGGAAGGACAGAAGAGAAAACGGACGAAAACAAGACAAAGAAGAAGGAGGAGAAUGACAACACACAUAAACCAAGAGAAACAGAAAUAAACGAGAGAGAAAAGAAUGAAAACAUAAAGAAAGCAGAGACUAAAAGCAACAACACCGUGAAAGAAGAAAGUGAAAACAAGACGGAGGAAAUGAAAACAGAGACCACCACCACCACCACCACCACCACUACCACUGAAAACAACAACAACAACAACAACAACAACAACAACAACAACAACAAGCCCGCCUCAGCCUCCGCCCUCAAAAGACAGCCCACGGUUGAUCCACAAGCGCCUCUUAUCAUUAGCGGCCAGGUGGAGAUAGCAGGCAGCGUCAGUGGGAGACUAAGCGGCAGGAGAGUGGAGGUGAGGGACGGUCAUCUCCUUGCCUUCAUCUCCCGCGCCUCCACGCCCUCCUCCCGCCUGCCUCUCGCCGGCCUCUCUGUUAUUCCCGUGCUUGGAGGAGGAGGAGGAGGAGGAACGUCCGUCAUUUUAUCCCGUGCGUCGCGUUGCAUGAUGGUACUCAAGCUAAGUUCACGGGAGGAGAUGAUGCGAUGGAUCCACACGCUGUCUGACGAGGUACUGAAGAUCACCCCUGAAGAGCACCUGAAGGGCCUCACUCUGUACCCUUCACCUGAGGCACGCCGAGGAGAGAAGAAGGAACACAAGGAGGAAGAGGAGGAGGAGCAGGAAAAGGUACAGGAGGAAAGUGAGGAAACGGACAAACAAACUGAAGAAACUCGUGAAAAUAACCAGGAAAGGAGAGAAAACGUGAAUGGAAAGGAGACAAAAUUAGAUAGCGAAGAUGUAGAUGUGGUAAAGAAAACGGUCGAGGCAACAAAAAAUGCAAGUCACCCCUACUCGAGUACUCAAAGAAAACCAAAACCAUUUACAGAAAACGAACAUUUAAUGGGUAACCAAACUAAACCUCAAGGUAGUCGAGAAAACAUCAAAUCCUCUUCAUUCCUGGAAAACCUGAACAAAUUCAAAGAACAGCAGAGAAAAACGGAGAUAAGAGGAAAUAAAGACGAGAUAAAGAAGGAGAACACAAAGAGAACAGCGGAGAAGAUAACAGCGUUGAUCAAGAAAGUAGAAGAAGGGAGCGGGAGGAAAACGGAGACAAGUAAAAUUGGGACUGACAAAGAUAAGGUGGAGCAGAAACUUUCCCACCCACCACUACGACGCCUCUCUGGGCAGGGAAAGCAAGGGCAAGAACAAGGAAGGGACGAGGUUGAUAAUUACCUACUAGUCAACAUACUACCUGAAAAAGACACCACUACAAAAACAAUCACGACUACCACCACUACCACUACCACCACUACUGCUAAACCACAAACUAGUAUCGCCCCUAUUACAAAACCAACAAGUACCAAGAAGCCACACCACCACCAUCACCCCACUACCACCACCACCACCACCACCAGCCCAUCAUCACACCGCCACGCUAACUGCUUCCGCCCUAACGAGCCAUUAAGCAGUUUUAGCAGGUCUGUCAGUGGUAGUCACUCCUCCCUAACGCAAGAUGACAGGAGAACACACACAACGGGGCUCAGGAGAACGGAAAGUGACAUUCACCUGAACAAAUCAGCAGAGAGAACAAGUUUAACAAGACAAGGAGCUGUGAAGGUCAAAAACACAAGCAGUGGUAAGAGAACUAACAGUAACAGCAAUUUCUCAAGGAUUUUGGCUAUGAAGGACGUUGAGAUUGUCGAAAAGGAUACUAAACAGGAGGAUUCUGAAGGAAGUCCCUCAGUUCACCCAAUGAUUAGACAAGCUCCCCAUUCUCUCCCUCCAAUGGUACAGAAAACGGAGGGUAACGGACACAUGCCAUCGAUCACGUGGUCUGUGGCAGCGACGCGGGAGAAGUUUGAGUUGCUCUACUCAGUAACAGGCGAGAACAAGAGCGGAAAACUGACCACCAAGACCCCAAUCUCCCGCAGAAGGUCAGUGCGUGGCUCCCAGAAGAGACGGAGGACCCAGGAGAAUGCCAUGUCCCCGAGACGACAAGGCACCAUCAGACGCUCGUUCAUAAGCACUGACACGACUCAAGGCAGCCAAGAGGACGACCACGACCAGAAAUCAAUGUCACUACACCAGGAGACGAGCCAGAUGGCGGUGAAGGAAGCCAGAAAGGUAUUUGAGAACCACACCACCGCCACCACCACCACCACCACCACCACGGACACGGAAGAUGAUUACCCACAAAAGGAGAAACUCACAGCUAAGAAAUCACCCUUAAAAAGAACCCAGAAUGUGCUUUAUGAUUCUUCUGACACCGCCACCACCGCAGCCACGACCAUAAAGGAUCAUGAUGUUGUGAUCUGCUGGCGAGGACCCUAUAUGGCCCAGAGUGACAUUUACAAGACGGAGAGGAAAGCCGUAUUACCGGUUAUUAUGGAGGAGUCCGAACAAGCGGUACUUAACAACAUCAGCAAUGCGUUCUUAGCUAAGAGGCGGCUACUGACGAAGGAAGUUACCAUGGCGAGACUACAAGAGCGCCUAAGCCUACUGGAGGAGAGGCUGUGGGAGCUGCAGGCGAGGCUGGCGACGGAAGACCAGACGGUGGGAGGGGACAGGAGGAGCGUGGAGCGUGCCAUAAGAUCAGUGGAAGAGGAAGUGACCCAUCUGUACUCAAGACUGGCGGUGGUGACGAAGGAAGCAGAGCAGGCGAGAGAGAAAUUAGCGUCGGCCUUAGCAACGGGGCUCUCUCAGUGGUCUGAACACCCGUCAGCUUUGACCCCUCGUAGCAGCUUGACCCGGCGAGGCAGAGGAGACCGGAGGGGCGUGAAGAAGGAAAAGGAUGAGGAUGAGGGAGAGGAUGAGGGAGAGGAUAAAACGGAGGAAGAUGAGGAAGAGAGUUAGAGUAACUGAAAAAUGAUGGGAUUAAAAGAACAUGAAGGAGGAGGAAAAGAGAUUUUAUUUGAUGAAAAUGAGGAGCGGGGAGGAAAUCUGAUGACAAUAAGAGUAGGAAGGAGAUAGAUGAUAAAGAAGGGGAAGGGAAGGAAUAGAAAAAGGACGUGGUUUGAUCAUGAAAAUAUAAAAUAGAAGAAAUAUUUGAUAGCAGGAGAAGAAGAAAAGAAUGAAGGAAGAGGUUGAGAAAAGAGAAAGGAGGGAGUUAUCGUGAUGAAAAGGAAAAGGAAACAGGAGGAAGAAAAGAUGGAGUGUAAGGAAUAAGGUCAGAUCUGAUGAUAGGAAAAGCAGGAGGAGGAAAAGAGUAGUAGAAAGGAGAGAAAAAGUAUGAAAAUAAGUCUGAAAAAAUUUGAAAUUCAGAACGAGAGAAAAAUAAAGAAAACCUGAUGAUUUUUGUAAGCGGAAAUAAUACAGAAACAGCAUUAUGAAGUGAAGAAACUAGACAUUAAAAAAACGUAAAUAAAUACUAAUAAUCGAUUAAUGAGACAUUAGAAUCUGGAACUGUAACAUGAAAAAGAAGAAAAUGCACAUUAAUUUGCAAUUCCUAAUUUAUGAACCAUUAUAUAUAUGUAUGUAUGUAUGUAUGUAUAUCUAUGUAUGUAAAUCUAUAGUGUGUACAUGUAAAUAUAUAAACCAUACAUACUUUAUCAAUGUAAACACGUGUACCUAAACAUAUUCCUCAGUGUAUUAUGAGUGUAUGAUUGAACAAAUGUGUAAUUAUUGUUAAUGGAGAUGAUUAUAUUUGAUCAAUUGUU